UUUGUUUUUUGUUUGAAAAUGAUUGGAGAGUUCAGAACUUCAAAUUGCAGAUGGAGUUUUUGUUUUGUUGUUGAGUCUACGUGCAUGAUCUCUACUUGUAAUUGUGGUUUUGUUCGUUGAAUACACCAUGGCGUGUUGAAUGGCUGAAUCCGGAUCCAAGGGACGACAAUCAACCAAACAUGCGGGUCACACUGGAUAGAACGAGCUGCUGCUGUCAAACUACAUAAUAUUGGAUAAACCUAGCUAGCAGAUACGAUGGAUAGUAUGGAUUCAGUGGAAUACCUGGCGUCGUCCAAUACAGCAAACGUCACAGCCUAUGAGCCGAGUGAUGCCUUAAAAUAUUCAAUUCUAGCUGUGUGCGUGCUGUCGUUUUUCGGCUCAUCACUGAUUAUCAUCAGUUACAUUCUGUUUAAAACGAUACGUAGUCGUUCCAGGCACAUUCUAGUGUGCCUGUCCGUAGCUGAUCUAGGAGUAGCAGUAAGCAAUGGCACAGGAUUACUUGCCAGUCACUCUCCGAGCAUAUGUCAAGGACAAGCAGCUGCAGCCACAUUCUUUGGCGCGAGUUGCCUUCUGUGGACGAUUGCCCUGGCCGUGUAUCUCUACGCUGCCGUUGUGCUCCAGUGGCAAGUGAUCAAGAAUGUCAGAGUGAUGGUCGUCUUCUACGUCAUCUGCUGGGGCAUUCCACUGGCGGUGACGUGCACUCUUAUAGGCAUGCAGCUGUUAGGUGGCAGGCCCAGCAGUAUCACCGGCUGGCAAGGCUGGUGGUGUGUGCUCAAACCAGGCAUCGGUCACGUCAAGUCCACCGUAUUCAUCUUCCUGGCUAGUGAGCUCUGGGCGUACCUAGCGUACAUCCUCGUGCCCAUUCUCUACUUCCGCACCCGCUUUCACAUCCAGAAGGAGACAAAGGCAGGCGAGCAGUUUGUGACGAGCGGUUCUGUAGUGGCAGUGCAAGCUGUUGAUCGCAAGCUGAUGCUGCUUCCCAUGCUGUUCAUACUGCUACAUAUCUGGUCGUCCAUCAUGACCGUGCGCCAGAUGUACUAUAUGUUCAGUGACGAUGAUGAUCCGCAGAUGGAUCGGCCCAAAACCUGGUACCAGACACUGCACUUUCUGCAGGGAGUGGGUGACUCUGCACAGGGCUUCUGCAAUGGUUUGCUGUUUGUGGUGUUCACGAAGAAGGUACGGCAGCACUACCUGAACAUGCUGCACCGCCAGCGCGACAUCCAGGUGUAUACACCUCCGCAGGCCGCCGGCUGGAAUGCUAGCCCACUGCAGCGAGCUGGAGGCUCUCCCGGUGCUGGCCUGACUGCCAUCUCACCAGCAGCUAAUGAUAGUGGCAUUGCCGAUCCACAUAGCCUCAACUCGUCGGACAGCGAGGCUACUCCGCUGAUUGCACAUCGUCACCAAUGAUAGCGCGGUUACGUCACUGAUAGGCCAUCCAUCAUCACCGAUAAGUGCUGCAUAGCUGACUACUCAUUGCCACCAAUGAUAGUGUACAGUGCAGUAAACAUGUAACUGCUUCCCUAGGAUAGGAUCACUUCGCAGCAGCCUGACAGCUGUCUAAGCUCUAGAACUUUUAUGGGUAUCUGGAGAUCCGGUGCCAACAAGUACGCUUUGCUCUGGCCAAGGACUGUCAUUGGCUGAUUGUUGUUUUUGGUUUCUUUGAGUGCGCAUGUUCACUGACUUGAGACUAGGAGAGGGCUUGAGCGUCGUGUUGAUAGUCUGUCGUCGAAUCUGCGCUAGCACUCUGUGUCUACGGUACCCUGUGUUUGUAUGGUAUGCUUCUUGACUGCUGCUGUGUUUGUGUGUGCGCUGCUGUUGAAGUGCAUAUGCACCUUUCACAUGUUGUGAGUUUGAGCUUGAGUUUUCAAUGUUCGCACCAGAUGACUUUGAGUGGACAGGGGCGGAAUAUUUACUUUACACAGGAUUUCGCGGCUUAGCUGGACAGCGCUUUAUGGAUUUGCUGCUCUAUGAUUGUUGAAGUGUUGACGAUGUUUUGUUUGAUUCUGCACAUGUAUUAUAAAUAAUUAUAUUAUAAUUCUAAGCUUUGCAGCAGUAUGGUAUUGUGUAACAUAAGACUAGGUGUUGGUAGGUUUUCUGCACAUGCGCACUGUUUUAUCAUGCUGUUACACAGCGCCCAUUACCACCAGCAGGUUUCUGGUGUUGUACUCGGCUUUUUGCAUUAGAUUUGCUCCUGGAGGUACACGUGCUCGUCCAUGCUCAGUCUUAGCACUCUAUGCGAUUUUUUCCAUUUUAUCAGUAUUGUGCCUGGCAGUUCUUGGCAGUUCUUUGUCCACUGGCUGCUUUGCUUCUUGUGCUGCUGCUGCUGCUGCCCAAGCAUAUCACUACUAGUUAUAAUAAUUAUCCUGCUACAUA
This is a messenger RNA of Sycon ciliatum, 2373 nucleotides long. Its product is annotated as G-protein coupled receptor 157-like. Bases 256 to 1407 code for a protein of 383 amino acids. Gene Ontology annotation, molecular function: G protein-coupled receptor activity. The record is from RefSeq and is a predicted model, not a curated record. The transcript has 3 exons. Gene Ontology annotation, cellular component: plasma membrane. Lineage: Eukaryota; Metazoa; Porifera; Calcarea; Leucosolenida; Sycettidae. Gene Ontology annotation, biological process: cell surface receptor signaling pathway; adenylate cyclase-activating G protein-coupled receptor signaling pathway.